UGAAAUUCUCCUAGCCCUAGCUAGCCACAAACAUGAAACAUUGGUUUAUUUUCUCGUACGUACUGUUUAUUUAAUUCAUAGGCUGUCUCAUCAUCAUCAGUUCAUUUCCAUCAUAUCAUCAUACAUCUUCUUCCUCCCUCACUGCACACAAAUUCAAAACUCCUGCAGCCUAGCUACCUACCUAACAAUACCAUGCAAGCUCAUCAAAAGCCUAAUUUCACCCACAUGAUAAAAGCCUCUAGAGAAAAUAAUAUGCCGCCUCGGGUUGGCGAUUCCACCUUUUUUGGAACGAGAGAGAAUACCUCGACCACCUAUUGGCGGGGACAACGAGAUGAUGAACUACUAGUUGAUGAUGAUGAAGAUGUAGCCUCCACUGUUCUGUCUCUAGGCCCUCCUGGCCAACAUCAUAGUAAAACAAGCCACCAAAACCCUAAGAACCAGCUGCACAAGUACGACAAUGAAUGGGGUGUCACAGUGGCGUUUCACAUGGGCCCGACGCCAUCGCCUUCACCGCUUGGAGCUACCAGCAGCAGCUCAAGCAAUUUUAGCCCGAGCGGCGGUGAUGUGGAAGCGGCAGCUACGGCUGGAGGAGGAGGGCUUUCACUUGGUCUUAGGCAGUACUGGAUUCCUACACCAGCUCAAAUCCUUGUUGGCCCCACUCAAUUCUCUUGCACUGUUUGUCACAAAACAUUCAAUCGCUUCAACAACAUGCAGAUGCAUAUGUGGGGCCAUGGCUCACAGUACAGAAAAGGGCCGGAUUCCCUAAAAGGAACAAAACCACCUUUCUCCUCCGCCUCCACCGCCGCCGCUUCAUCGAGGUUAAGGCUGCCGUGCUAUUGCUGUGCAGAAGGAUGCAAGAACAACAUAGAGCAUCCAAGAUCAAAGCCAUUGAAGGACUUCAGAACCCUCCAAACACACUACAAGAGGAAGCAUGGUUUGAAGCACUUCUCCUGCCGGAAGUGCGACAAGGCCUUCGCCGUGAGAGGGGAUUGGAAGACUCACGAGAAGAACUGCGGGAAGAUUUGGUUUUGCAUUUGCGGGUCGGAUUUUAAGCACAAGCGAUCCCUCAAAGACCACGUCAGGGCGUUCGGGGAUGGGCACGCGGCACACAGCGAGAGCUCGUUUCAAGCAUCUCGCUGCUACCGUCCUCACACAGAGGACCCCGAGGAGGAGGAGGAAGAAGAGGAAGAAAGCGACGGUGGUGGUGAAUAUGACCACGAGCAGCAGCACGUGUCUACCUGUGCAGGAGCAUUGUUCAUCAGGUAGUAUGGCAUAUAGUGACGUUGCAUGCAUGUGAAGAUCGAGGUGAAAGUUGUAGUAGCUAGUAGCAGCAGUUCUUGUGUACGUACGCCGUGACAGCGAUAGAUGAGAUUAUUAUUGACUACUAGUGCCUUUUGGCAGUUUGCGCCUGUUUGCUUUUGUGUAGUAUCAUGUUCUCCCCAAAUGGUUACUUUAGUGACUUUAGUGAGUUUUGGAGAAAUGUGUACACAUGUGUGUUUUUUAUAGAAAUUUUGUCUGUUACAGACAACUUAAAAUCAGUUGUCUGUCACAGACAAAAUUUCUGUAAAGAACAGAUAUGUGUACACAUUGUGUACCUCAAGCAUUUUUCUACUUUCGUUGGAUUGAUUUGUAUAUUACGUAUCGUAUAUUCUAGUGUUGUUUAUGAAAUUAUUGAUGAGUUAAAUUAGUUUGCUGAAUGAUAGAAAAAUAAUAUUUAAUUUUUU
Molecule: messenger RNA, 1724 nt
Organism: Cuscuta epithymum
Lineage: Eukaryota; Viridiplantae; Streptophyta; Magnoliopsida; Solanales; Convolvulaceae
Source: the annotation of a GenBank genome assembly